AUAACAUGUCAUGAUCAUGGUCAUAAUUCAUAGUAAUUAUCUCAAUAUAAAAAUACCACUACCCACAGUCUAUCGUCUAUAAACUCACAAAUUUGUUUAAAAGUCAAUUAUUGAUUAUAAAGUUUUGACAAAUUAUUAGGGAUUUCAGAACAGAAGAAAUUUCAACAAAUUACAAAAUAAGUGAAUAAAAUCUAUCCUAGCCUAGCAGGUAGCAGGUAAAAUAAAAUAACAAAAAUAAUAAUUAUUCACCUCAAAUGCAGUAAGUGAUACUUUACCGCACGUAACGAUAGUCAUUAAGUGUGGUAGAGGCACUUCUCGCAUGUGUUAGGUAUAAAAUUAUACCUAUUAGCAUCUAUAUCUCCAAAAGAAGGUGUUCAGUUUCGUCUACGAGCCCUGUAUAUAGUUGUAGGUUAAAUUGAGUAUUUAGGAUGUCAAAUCCUAUUUGGGAAUGGACCUUGAUUCGUUUUUUUUUUUCUUCUUUAUUUUUUGUUUCCCUUAAUUCUAAUUGAAUUGCGCGUUUUAUGCCUGAGAAUUGAUACUACGGCUUUACUAAAUUUGGCUAUAUAAAAUGCGCGCGUUAAACAUUGAAAAGGAUAACGGCAAAGUCCUUACAUUGACGACCAGUAAAUCAGUCGCCAAAAACACUCCGUCCGUUUCGUGUGAUUCGAAAAAAUAGGCCCGCGGUUUUUUCGCUUGCCGCGACCGAUUAAAUCAAGAAUCAAGACGGUUUCGUUUGUACUCCUUCGCAUUGGACUUGAACUUCCUGAAAGAGCUGGCCAGCUGAGUGGAGUUUGGAAGUACAGCCAGGUAAGGUGAAAAAAUAUCCUUUUCAGUUUCUGUAUCUUUUAAUUUCAAUUCAAAAUCUUUCAUCAAUUACCAUUCUAUCAGCCACCUGUGGAUUUUCCAGUUUUAAUUUCGCAUAGAAGGCAUUAUUGAAAUUUCUGAACAUGAAAGGAUUUUUGGGUGUAACUAAACACCGAAUCCACUUUACCGUAUACUAUGCAGUCUACUUCACUGCACAUUUCCACACUAUGCGGUAAAACAGUCACAUUGAAUGUGCCGUGACGGUCAUAACCGCCGUCAUGCGUGCUAGUCAUGACUCACUAACAUCACUGGGUAUCAAGAUAAAUAUACUUAUUAGAGGACUCUCGAGGGGACUACCUACAAUUGCUGGAAAGUUCAGCUCAUUUGGAGUUCCAGAGAUAAAAUCCCGCUGAGGAGUGAGCAGCGAAUUUUAUAAAUUUUCAAUUUUUCCGCCGCUCUUUUUUCAAACAUUUUGGCUUCAAAUCCAAUGCAAAGCUCAAAAUACAAUAGUUACAACAAUGAUGAGUUUGGGGGUGAACCAAGUAAUCACUUAAAGACAGGUAAUCUAAACAUCUAACUCAAUCGUCCAUUCCCUUGAAAAAGUAGUAUUUUUAAAAAAUUGCGAAGUUUGAUCUGGGAAACCCACAUUUCUUUGCUACCCAUAUGGUGCUUGCCUGAGAAAACGUAAACACUUGAUAUUUAGAGGUUAAGUAAUUUAAGGUGAUUUGUCAGUAAAAUAAGCAAUAAAAACACAAAAUUUGCACAGAAAAAAAUACUAAAUAUGGAUUUAACAAUACUAUUUAAAGCCUGCGUGAAAGCGGUAAAAGUGAGAAAUAAAAAUAUCGGUUUGCAAGAACAAAAAACCAACAUUUUACGAAAGAGCCCCAGAGACAUUCACCUUACAAAAGCCAAGGAAAUUGUCAGGCAAAUUACCAACUUGCAAAGCUUCUUGUUGGAAAAUAAAGCUGCCUAUUUGAACGUUAUCAACUAUUUGUCGACAAAUAAAACCAUGACUGAUAUUGAUAGAGAAAAAGUGGAUCAAAUGGCCGAAACUAUUGUAAGUACUUGUUCGAGCCUUAUUAGCGAAUAUAAAAAGGAAAUUCGAGGUUUAACAAAGGGAAAACAAAAAGAAGAACAUUAUCAAAGUGUCAUAGAGAGCCUUGAAGCCUAUUUAAAAAACGUAUCAAAAAUUUACACUGAAGCCAAAGCCGUGAGAGUAAAACGAGUCAUUGAUACACAUAACUUAUCAAAACUAGAAACUAAACUUCCUACUAAGGAGAAUUUAGAAUUCUCCAAAGCAAGAAAACCUAGUAUGGAUGGCUCAGGAGAUUUUGCAAAAGUCAAAUCUGCUCCACAAACACCUUCACCAAUGAAUUAUGAUGAGCAACUUAGCCCUGAAGAUAUUCAAAUGUUUGAACAAGAAAAUGAACAUCUUUAUAAUGAAUUGAAUAGUAUAUCUGAUGAAGUUAAACAAAUGGAAGGCAAAGUGGUGCACAUAGCUGAACUACAAGAGCUCUUUACAGAGAAAGUUCUUCAGCAAGAAAAAGACAUUGGAAGGAUUUCUGAUAAUGUUGUAGGAUCGACAGAAAAUUUAAAGGAUGCUAAUGAACAAAUAAGGCAAGCCAUUCAGAGAAAUGCUGGCUUGAGAGUUUAUGUGUUAUUUUUCUUAUUAGUUAUGUCUUUCAGUUUGUUGUUUUUAGAUUGGUAUAAUGAUUAGUAGGUAAUAAUUAGGCUGGGUAAUUUUUUUAAUUUGUUUGUAUGGUUUAUUACCUAGUAUAUGUAUUUUAAUUGUAAAAUUAAAUUAGGCAUAGGUAUUUUUAUUAUUAAAUAUAAUAUUAUUCUGCUAUUGUGAUCAUAUAAGUACCAAGUUUUUUUUGACCUAAAAUUUCAGUUACAAGAAAAUGCACUUUAUCUUAUAACAAAGUAGCUGCAAGGCACAAAUUUGGUUAAAAUCUGAGUUAAGCUUAAUAUGUAGUGUAGGUACAACAAAAUAAAUAAAUUAAAAAAUAAAGACAUAUCACAGACAAAAGCGCAAUAAUAUUGUUUGCUAAAGUAUUUGAAAACCAAUGACCAAACACAAUUGACUAGUUGAAAAUGAGUUCUGCUUGAAUUGCUCUUUUUACUGGUAUAGUUCUAUUUCUUUGGCUAGUUUUUCUGCCUGGUAUACCUUCAUCUCUCUCACAAGAAGUACCAAAUUUCAAUGAGUUUUCAACGCCUUCCAUACAAUUCAAAAUUGAUUCUGUAGUUUUGGAUCUAAAAAUUGUUUGAAGCAUUAAUUCUGAUUCUGUAGCUGUAGUUGAUUUACAAUUUCCUAGAAAGAAAGGCUGAAAUGGAUUCUUGAAUAACAUUUUCUCCAGGAGAUUUAUUAUCUUAUUGAUUUGAUUAGUAGUUUUGGACUUCUAGGUACUUGACUCCAGUUUGAAUAGUUGUAUUAUCACUUCUCACUCAAGUCAUUUUGUUUCAUGUACGUGGACAUUUUUAUUUGAUGAUAUUCAUCAUCACUGUCUCAAGUGAUUAUAGUCAGUAUCAUCAAUUCACAUUGCUGAAGUCUUUCAUGAAGGCUCUUGGAUCCCAAUGAAAGAAUGGAUCAUUUCUUGUGGAUUCUGAUUUGGAUUGAUGCAUCAUUUAUAAUUGCAUGAAAAAGUGAUGUUGAUAUUGACUAUCUGAGUCUGGUUCAUCUUUUGUAUUUUUUAGUGUGUUGAAUAAACAUGAAUUGUAUUGCAAAGGUUGGUCCCUCUUGAAUGUAACGGCAUAACAAAGUCUUGCAUAAUCAUAAUUUCAUUAAAAAAAAAUGUGUAAUAUAGACAAUAUAGUAAGCAAAAGUGUGAAACAUUUUCCUACAUAAAUAUAGUUGUUUUUAUUCAAAUUCUGGAAUGUCGUCAAAAGAAUAACCAGGCACUUCUUUGUAGGCAUAAUAAGCUAUGCGCACAUGAUAGGCACCGGGUAUAAACAUAAUAAUUCCAAGAAUUAUCAUUGGCCACAUUCUAUCAGGAUAUUCCAGCACCAAUCGUCCACUAAUGGCUAAUGAACCAAAAACU
Ceutorhynchus assimilis (cabbage seed weevil) is the source of this 3842-nucleotide messenger RNA. Lineage: Eukaryota; Metazoa; Arthropoda; Insecta; Coleoptera; Curculionidae. The record is from the annotation of a GenBank genome assembly.